Molecule: messenger RNA, 3164 nt
Organism: Macrosteles quadrilineatus (aster leafhopper)
Lineage: Eukaryota; Metazoa; Arthropoda; Insecta; Hemiptera; Cicadellidae
Exons: 17
Coding region: 2-3052 (1016 amino acids)
Biological process (GO): carbohydrate metabolic process
Molecular function (GO): hydrolase activity, hydrolyzing O-glycosyl compounds; carbohydrate binding
Source: RefSeq, a predicted model, not a curated record
CAUGCAGCCGGACGUCCACUGUCUUGUGUUUUUUACGUUUUUGUGCUCUGUUCAGUGCCAAUGGGAUCAGUUUGCGAGGGAUGAUAUCUAUUUGGAAAAUCCAACCACCGAUUCACCAUCUGAUUCAGGUUUGAACUUCCAUGACAGAGACCAAACACACUUCCUGUAUAGUCACAAUGAUGGUAGAACAAGAAGGCAGGCUUACAACAACAAAUAUCCCAGCUAUGGUGGGGGAGGUUAUAGCUGGAAACAUUACUUCGCCAUACCCCCUGUACCAAUAUAUAGUAACUCUAAAGAGUCUGUAUACAUUAGGGAAGAAAACCUGAAACGUUUAAAGAACACGCUUGAGAAGGACACCAUAUUCCAAUUUUUAAAUCCAAAAGGGUUGAGGAUUUCAAUACCAGCUGACAGCAUAAAUGUGAGAAUCCUGGACUUUCGGCUCAAACUGAACGAGGAGUUUCGAGGCAGCGACGGUGGCCAUUACCUUCCCAACAGCAGCAAGCGUGGCGGCCUCUGGAUAUAUGACGUUCCGGAGCUUCAGGUGCAACAAGGCAACAAGAUCUAUUAUUGGUUGAAAGUCAACUUUAUAAAAGAGGCGAGCGACAUUAUUGUCAAUGGCGUGCUGGAUAUUGAGCGGGGGAACCCUCACAGUGGAGGAGAUCAAAUUCCAUUUCGUCCAAAGCCUGCACCAGUCAUCCCGGAUCCAUCCUUCGGCGGGGGAAACACUCCAUCUUAUGCUGGAAACAAUCCUUCCUAUGGGGGAGGAAACAGCGUUUCUCUAGGUGAAGGUCUCGGAGGUGGUAUGAGAGGUGCAUUUAGCUGGAAUCACCAGUUCACGAUCAAUGCUACCGGCAGCAGUUUUUCACAGAGUUCUUCCAAUAACUGGAUUAGACAAGCUGACUUGUUAAAAAAUAAUCUUCAGAAUCUGCGGUUCCAGUUCUCGAGUCCUACAACACUGAUGAUUACAAUUCCAGAUGCCAAUAUAAACAGAAUCGAGGAUAUACGAGUGAAAAUAAAUGAGGAAUUCCGAGCCAAUGACGGAGGUCAUUAUAACCCGAAGAGCUACAGAAGUGAGGGAUUAUACAACUUUGACUUUCCCCAUCAACAGGCUGGGCCUGAGGACCGGAUAUACUAUGUAAUGAGAGUGAGGCUAGGAUCUGAGGGGAUUGACGCUACUGUCAGAGGAGUUUUGACAAUAAACUAUGUGGGUUCCGCCCAGGGGUCCGUUGUAGCUCAACCCACCCGACCAACAUACUCUCGUCCUUCUCCUGGAACUGUCAACAGUCCCCCGUCACUGGACGGGGCUCUAGGCGGAGGCACGGGGACGCAGAGGACCAGCUGGAAUCACAGGUUCAACAUAAACACCACCUACAGUACAUCUUUUACGGAAGAUUCUGCCAACCGAUGGUUUGAUGAAGCUCAGCGUUUCAAAGAGUUAUUGGAAAAGGAUACCAAGUUUCAAUUCUACUACCCGACAGGGUUAAGCAUUACAAUCACAGGGGAUAGCGAAGACAUUAAAAUUUUGGCUUUCAACAUAAAACUGAAUGAAGAGUUCAGAACGUUGGGUCCUGGGAACUAUGUGGCCAACGUCACACGCACAAGAGAUGGACACUGGAGUUAUUAUUACCCAAAUCUGCACCUGAACCAAGGAGACAAAGUCUUCUACUGGAUGAGAGUUACUAUAGGGAAACAAGCUUUUGACAACACAGUCAAAGGCGUGUUGGAGAUUGUCGAGGGAGAUCCCCACCAAGGUGGAUCAUACCAACCCCAACCACCCCCAACAUCACCAGUGAUGCGACCCCCAUCUUUGUCGCCUGAUUACUCCAAACCGUAUCAACCCAACCAAAAUCCUCAAACCAAUAUAAACCAAAGCCUGAAACCAUACCAACCGCAACCACGCCCUAAACCACCAGUAACCCGGCCACCACCAGUAUCCUCUUACAAUCCAUAUCAACCCAACCGAAAUCCUCCGACAAUUCCUAAUCAGAGUCCCAACCCAUAUCAACCAAACCAGAAUCCUCUAACAAAUUCCAACCAGAAACCAUAUCAACCCGACCAGUCAACGUCAACCAUGAAUCCAAACCCUUAUCCUCCAUACAACAUUCCCUCUGACCGGAAUCCUUCACUACCGAACAGGAACUGUGAUUCUGCGUUGACUUCUGUAACGAAGGGUGGAGUUAAGAUAAACACAUGCCCAGGAGAUGUGUUGAUGGACCAUAAGUUUAACAACAUGGAUGGGUGGUCACACCAGAUAUCUAUUGCAGGAAAAUAUUUGGAGGACGAGUUCACAAGUUUUACUCAGGAUGCAGAGAAUUCCUGGUUGCAGCAAGGACGACUUUACAUCAAACCUACGUUGUUGGAGGAUAAAGCCAAUGACUCCUUUGUGAGGCGAGGAGAACUAUUUCUGUCAGGGUGCACUCUUUCCAAUCUGGCAUCAAACUACUGUCACCGAACGGCUCAAGGAUUUACCAUCCUUCCUCCCAUAUAUUCGGCUAGACUCAACACAGAAAACUCGUUAUCUUUUCGCUACGGGAUUGUUGAGAUCAGAGCCAAGUUCCCUAAAGGAGAUUGGUUAGUGCCAGAUCUGUGGCUGGAGUCUGUCAACCCAAGAGUAGACGAGAAGGUGAUCAUUGCGAUGUCCACGGGAAACACAGGAGUCUCGGCCAAUCAGAUGUCUGCAGGGGUCAUGAGUAAUUCCAACAAAGAUGUCAACCUUAACAACAUCAAGGGCUCCAGUCCGUGGUACCAAGGCUUUCAUACCUUCAAAAUGGAGUGGAUGCCAGAUAAAGUUACAUUUUCUGUGGACAAUCGAAAAAUUGAUGAACUUUCUCCAGGAUCUUUUCCGAUUUUAAAACAAGAGGCGUACAUAUCAUUAGGGGUUCAUGCAGGAGGCUACAGAGAUUUUCCUGAUCAAUUGUUUCCAAACAAACCAUGGGAAUACGAUGAUCCAAAAAGGUUCGUCAGGUUCUGGGAUGCUAAGAAGGAUUGGUACCCAAGUUGGAAGAAUGAUCCAUUCUUACAAGUGGAGUACAUUAAAGUUACAGCUUUGUAAAUGGUUCACAUUGAAUUUUUCAUCUGUUUUAUUUAUUAUUACCAAAGAUAUAUACAUAAUUAGUUACUUUUCUAACUUUGUUUAUCCUUUUCAAAAUCAUUACCACAUUACU